UGCAGUUUGACAUUUCAAAGAGUGAUGGAUGAUGACUGACAUUCAGAAUAAUAGUACCAUGUGAAUUUCCUGAACUUAUCUGAAAAUGGCGACAAAGACAUUGAGACAGGAUGUAGAUUUCCAGGGUCUUUUCAGGAAACUUGGUCAUAACUUAGAAGAGAUACGAGUUCGAGCAUUAGAUAAUAUUUUAUCUAAAUUGAACCACAAACUUAUUUGUGAGGCUGAUCUGAUUCAUGAACGACAUCUGUUUAUUCGUUUACUAGAAUGGUUCAAUUUCUCUAAAGCUCCUCAACAGGAACAAGUCUUAAACUUUCUUAAGACUCUUUCACAGCAUACAUCUGCCGCUGAAAUAAUCCAAGAUGUAGGUGGAGUUGAGUUUCUUUCCAAUCUGCGUAUUAAUGCAGCUCUAAAUCUUCAACCAAUCAUAGAUCAGAUACUAGAAAACACACUUAGAUUGCCCACAGCAUCGGUAGAUCAACAUGCACCAGAAUGUAUAUAUCAUAGACCAGUUACAGAACAUAACAUAACACAGCAGUCAAAUCAAUCUGGAGAUGAUAGUUGUAAAAGUCAUCACUCUACUCUCACAAGUACAACAACAACACAAGGUUAA
Patella vulgata (common limpet) is the source of this 610-nucleotide messenger RNA. Its product is annotated as rotatin-like. NCBI's taxonomy places the organism in Eukaryota, Metazoa, Mollusca, Gastropoda, Patellidae. The record is from RefSeq and is a predicted model, not a curated record. Gene Ontology annotation, cellular component: ciliary basal body; centrosome; centriole. Gene Ontology annotation, biological process: centriole replication; centriole-centriole cohesion; ciliary basal body organization. Bases 86 to 610 code for a protein of 174 amino acids. The transcript is spliced from 4 exons.